AUGUUCGUGGACAUGUUCCCCAUGGAUAUGCCACCACCUGGACCCCCAAUAGACAUCUCACCAAGGAAGCCAAAAAGGUCCUACGAACUCCGAUGUAUAAUCUGGAACACUGAUGACGUGGUCCUGGAGGAUGACGCCUUCUUCACGGGAGAGAAAAUGUCAGACAUCUAUGUCAAGGGCUGGGUUAAGGGCUCUGAGGACAUGCAGUCAACAGAUAUCCACUACAGGUCACUAACAGGAGAGGGUAAUUUUAACUGGAGAUUUGUCUUUCCCUUUGAUUAUCUGGUGGCGGAGGAGAAGAUCUCGAAAAUUCCUGCCAGACUCAACUUGCAAGUUUGGGACGCCGACCACUUCUCAGCCGACGACUUUCUGGGUUCUCUUACAUUGGAUUUGAACCGCUUCCCCAGGGGGGCUAAAUCCUCUAAGUUGUGUACCCUGGACAUGCUGAAGACUGACGACUCUGUGCCUCAAAUAUCACUCUUCAAACACCGACGAGUCAAGGGCUGGUGGCCCUUUCAUGUGAAGAAUGAAGGCAGUGAGGAACUCGAGUUGACGGGCAAGGUGGAAGCUGAGCUUCAUCUGAUGACAGUCGAGGAAGCAGAGAAGCACCCAGCUGGCCUUGGUCGAUCAGAGCCGGACCCUCUGGAUAAACCCAAUCGGCCGGACUCGUCCUUCAUGUGGUUCAUGAACCCAUUCAAGUCGCUGAGAUACAUCCUCUGGCACAACUACAAGUGGGUCAUCAUCAAGGUCCUGGUGGUGGCAUUCCUGGCCGCCCUACUGGUGCUCUUCUUCUACUCCAUGCCUGUCGUUGUUGUUUGCUGUCUUCUCUCUGGUAAUUAUCUCUUAAACUGUUUGGUUUCGGUGACAUAUCCUGUCAUUCUCGCUCAUUAG
Molecule: messenger RNA, 891 nt
Organism: Candidula unifasciata
Lineage: Eukaryota; Metazoa; Mollusca; Gastropoda; Stylommatophora; Geomitridae
Source: the annotation of a GenBank genome assembly